This is a messenger RNA of Amyelois transitella, 3119 nucleotides long. RefSeq names its product probable ATP-dependent RNA helicase DDX20. Gene Ontology annotation, molecular function: ATP binding; RNA helicase activity; RNA binding. The coding region runs from base 323 to 2488 and encodes 721 amino acids. The transcript has 3 exons. Lineage: Eukaryota; Metazoa; Arthropoda; Insecta; Lepidoptera; Pyralidae. Gene Ontology annotation, cellular component: SMN complex. Gene Ontology annotation, biological process: spliceosomal snRNP assembly. The record is from RefSeq and is a predicted model, not a curated record.
GUUUGUUUAUUUAGAUAUGCAGCAAAAGUAACUACAUGCAUUACGGGCCACUUCCAUAGGAUACUUUUUCAGAGACAUAUUCAAUCUUAAACGUUAUUUAUAUUAUGAACUGUUUUAAAGAUGAUGAAUUCAAAUUCACAUUAACAUUUUGUGAUGAUUCUGUGAUUUAUUUGCACUACCCUUGUACCGUAAGGGUUAAUAGUUAAUAUAAGUGAGAAAAGUUCGUACCUAUUUUUUAUAUCAAUUGUUUGAGUAAGCGGUAAAUUUUCGCCUCAACUAUUUUUAUUUUCAUAUUAUCGUUACUUUGGAUUUGCAAGAAAAAAUGGUAUUGGCACAUGAUAUUAAUGCAAUACCCCGAACACGAGAUGUCCAGAUAUCCUACAAUAUAACAUUUGAUAAUAUGCUGCUUGCCCAAGAAACACUAAAUGGUUUGAAAAAAUCUGGAUUUUUCAAACCAUCACCAAUUCAAUUGCAUGGCAUCCCAUUGGGUAAAUGUGGAUUUGACCUUUUACUGGAAGCUAAGUCAGGAACUGGUAAAACAGCUGUAUUCAGUAUAAUAGCAUUGGAAAAGAUAGAGCCAAAAAAAGGGCUUCAAGUUGUUAUCCUAGCUCCUACAAGAGAAAUAGCAGCACAAAUUUGUGAUGUUAUAAAACUUAUUGGAUCGGACUAUAAAGAUUUGCAUGUUGAAGUUGUAAUGGGGGGCCUUCCUGUUCAAGAAGAUAUUGAAAAAUUCAAAAAGAAUGUGCAUAUUGUUGUUGCUAGUCCUGGGCGCUUACGUCAUCUUAUACAAGAUAAAUAUAUAGAUACAACAUCUGUUAGACUUCUCAUACUUGAUGAAGCUGAUAAAUUGAUGGAGAAAAGUUUUCAGGAAGAUAUCAAAAAUAUUAUAUCAUUUUUACCAACCCAAAAACAGGUUAUAAUGAGUAGUGCAACAUAUGAUGAAACUGCUAAAAUGUUUAUUAAGAGCUAUGUACAAAAUGCACAACAUGUAUGUCCUGAGAGUAAUUGUGUUCUCUUAGGGGUGGAUCAGAAAGUAACAGAGGUCAAAUAUAAUUGUAAUAUAGUUAAACAAACUCAGAAUAGAUUUCAAGAAGUGAUCAAAAUAUUUUCUAAAAUGUCAUUUAAACAAUGUCUUAUAUUUUGCAAUUACCAAGCUAGGGUAUCAGAAAUACAUAAACUACUGUUACGUGCAAACUGGCCAGCAGAACAGUUGUCUGGAAAUCAAGAACAGACUGAUCGACUGGAGGCAUUGAAAACGUUACAACAAUAUAAAUGCAGAAUUUUAAUAGCCACAGAUCUUGCUGCCCGUGGUAUUGACGCCUCAAAUAUUGAUCUAGUCAUUAAUUUUGAACCUCCUUUUGAAUGGCAAACUUAUUUACAUAGGAUAGGAAGAGCGGGGCGUUAUGGUUCUUAUGGAAUGGCUGUUACAAUACUUAGUGAAGGAGUGGAAGCAAAGAAGUUUCACAUGAUGCUUGACCCAAUGAAAGAUACUAUAAAUAUCACAAAUCUGUGGUGCAAUAAUAACACUUUUCAUGAGGAUAUCUCUCCUAAAUCACCUUGUCCAGAUGUUGAUAAAAGCUGUGGUACACCUCAAUCAAAUACACAAAUUGAAAAAGCGUGCAAUGAAUUAUGGAAAAUUUUGGUAUCAGAUGAAGAAAUAAUAAAGAACAAUAAAGUAGAAAGUUUUGAAAAUUUAUGCAAGUCAUUUGAUGAAAGUAGCCCAGGUAUUGAAACAUUUCAUGAAUUAUUACAAUCGUUUGAAAAUGAUGAUGGACAUGCUGAAAUAGAUGUAAGUUUUAAACACAUUGAAAUCAAUAAUGAUAAUUUUAUAAAUAUUAGAGCUGCAUUAAAAAAUAAUGACUUACAUUCUUUUGAAGAUAAUAAUAAGUUUACAGAUAAAUGUGAAAAACUUUAUUAUGCACAUAAUAAUGAAAAAUACGACAAUUAUACUGAAGGUAAUUCUAACCACAAUGGCAAAACUUUUCCUAACGUAAUAAACGACCAUCUGAAUGACUAUUUAGUUAAAAAUUCUGAAAAUAAAGAGAAUUUCAUCGUCAGUAAAGACAUUACCACUCAUAGUCUACAAAACUCAACUGAGAUAAGUGAUCCUCAUGAUCCACAAAGAGCCCUUUUAGACGCAGGUCUCCCAACUGAAUUUGGUAAAUCAAACAAAAAGAAAACCAGAAAACUUUAUUUCAAUAAAAAGAAGCCCAUCACAUCAGACAUUGAAUUUAAAAUAUUAAAUGAUGCACUAGAGAUUGAAAGAAAUGUUUUUUGUAAUGGUACUGGAAGUAAUACAAAAUCUAAAUCUGUGAAAACCAAUGAUUUCAAACAAUCAAAUACAUUUAUUAAAAACAGUGAAACCAUUAAAUUAAAUAAAAGUUCACAUUAUAUGUACAAAGAUUAUGGAGAUUGGUAUAAACAUCUAAAACUUCAAACCAAGCAAAUCGAAUUAGCAGUGUACAUAGAUGAACUUUCGAAAUUGUAAACACAAGAAAAAUAUUUUUAACCGGUUAAUCUUUAUCUAUACUAAUUUUAUAAAGCUGAAUAGUUUGUUUGUUUGAACGCGCUAAUCUCAGGAACUACUGGUUCGUAUUGAAAAAUUCUUUUUGCGUUGAAUAGACCAUUUAUUGAGGAAGGCUUUAGGCUAUAUAACAUCACACUGCAACUUAUGGAGCAAAGAAAUAAUGGAAUAUGUGAAAAAAAGGGGGAAAUAUUCAUCCUUGAGGGCUUCAAUGAUGCCUAAAAUAACUAUUCCACGCGGACGAAGUCGCGGGCACAGCUAGUUUCUAAAUAUAACUUUAUCAACCAACCCAAAUUCACUUUAUUACCCCGUCCACGGUAGUAGGUACUACGUACAUAUUAAAAGCCAAAUUCUUAAUUAUAUACUUACUGAAAGUUUCAGGAUCAUCCGUCUAAAGUACCCACGUAAGGCCACGUAAAAUGCAAGUGGUUAUCCCAAAUCAUAUGACCGCACAGUGCAUACUUCCGUGUCCGCAACACACAUUUCCAUACUGGGUUACUUGUCAUGCGGUUGAAUGUACAGAACUAUAAAUUUAUUAUCUACUCUUGAAUAAUAAUAAAAAGAAAUGCAAAGUGAUUAAAAAGUUAUUAAUUUU